Messenger RNA from Procambarus clarkii (red swamp crayfish), 4069 nucleotides. RefSeq names its product calpain-7. Lineage: Eukaryota; Metazoa; Arthropoda; Malacostraca; Decapoda; Cambaridae. The record is from RefSeq and is a predicted model, not a curated record. Gene Ontology annotation, biological process: proteolysis. Gene Ontology annotation, molecular function: calcium-dependent cysteine-type endopeptidase activity.
GCCGGAUGAGAAGGAAGACUGAUAAACAACAGAAAUGUCAGUGUUGGGCUGGGUGGCCUGACUCCCUGACUCACCUUACUCACUUGUCCCAUUCGAUUCCUCACCAGGCUCAUCUGCCUUCCCCUGCAUGACCCAUCUAGCUCCCUUGACUCACUUGGCUCAUUUGGGUCUCCUCAUUCUCCUGGCUACCAGGCUCCACAACUAGGUGAAUGCUCACUCCCCUGACUCUUCCAACUACCCACAAUUGCUCAAAAUGUCCAGUGCAGAAGAUUGUAUUAACUGUGCGGCAGACGUGGCAAGACAGGCAACCCAUUUUGACACUAUUGGAAGUCAUCAGGCCGCCAUCUACAUGUACCGCCAGGCAGCAGAGUAUCUUAGUCGGGCCACAACCUUGGGCAUGUGUAAUCCAGCUAUCCUAGACCGAAUUCAACAGUACAAAAAUAGAGCUACUGCUCUAGAACAAAAUGAAACUCAAGUUCAGUCGACUCAAAUUACUAAGGAGGGAGGUCAGAGUGAACUUAGCCGAGCUAACUUCCUGCUCUUGGAGGCACUGGAUGAAGACGAGGCUGGUAAUGCUGAAGAAGCUAUUGACCUUUACUCCAGUGCUGUUCAACUUUGUCUUGAGGCUUGCAAAAAUGCCAGCAAUGCCAGAAUAACAGACAAGUUGCGACAUUUAGCUGAGCAAGCAUUAACUCGAGCUGAGGUUCUAAAAGCCAAGGAGACUGGAGAAGAAGCAGCAGGUGUGGCUGAGAACAAAUCAUCAAACAAACCACAACAUCGUAGAGUUUCUCCGACCCGAGUCAUCCCGCCUCUGGGCAUCGGUAACCUGGUCGACUCCAAACCUCAAGCUCAAGGCAGACCCAAUGUGGUGAACAAAGGUGGCCUUCAGCUAUCUGGGAAAUCUGAAUACACAAAGGAGGAAGUGGAGGUAUUAAGAAGGACUUCUAACAUCAAUGGACGAAACUAUGUUCCAUUUUUGGCCAUUGAUCUGAAAGAAAAAUUUGCUUUUUCUUUGCCAUUUGCUGAUAAAGAUGGUUUGCUUCCUCUAGCACCAAAACAGAAAAAAAACUUUGCAAGAUGGGCACGCCCUGAGGAUAUAUCCAGUGAUCCCAAAAUGAUUGAAGUAGUGGAUUACUAUAGUAUCAAACAGACUUGUGUUUCUGAUUGUUCCUUUGUGGCUUCUGUCGCCAUCAGUGCUCUCUAUGAGAAAAGAUUUAAAAAAAGACUAAUUACAGACAUAAUUUAUCCUAAGAACCGUAAUGGUGACCCUGUCUAUAAUCCCUGUGGGAAGUACAUGAUUAAACUCCAUAUAAAUGGAAUUCCAAGGAAAGUAAUCAUUGAUGACAGAUUGCCUGUUGGUCCCCAUGGUGAGUUGCUGUGCUCCUAUUCAACUAAUAAGAAUGAAUUUUGGAUUUCUCUUGUCGAGAAGUCGUACCUGAAAGUCAUGGGGGGUUACGAUUUUCCUGGCUCCAAUAGCAAUAUUGAUCUUUAUGCUCUUACUGGCUGGAUCCCAGAGCGUGUGUCUAUCAAAGAUAAAGAUUUCAAUAAGGAAGGAACAUUUCGGAAGAUAGUUGACCGCUUCCAUCGUGGUGAUGUGUUGGUCACCGUUGCAACCGGAGAGAUGAGCGACGCUGAUGCUGAUCGAGCUGGCCUUGUUCCUACUCAUGCAUAUGCAAUGCUGGACAUUAAAGAAAUAAAGGGAAAACGGUUGCUGAUGUUGAAGAAUCCGUGGUCUCACUUACGUUGGAAAGGAAACUACUCUGAAAUGGAUCAAGAACAUUGGACUCCAGAAAUGUGUAAACUCCUUAACUAUGACCCAAAGAGUGCUCAAACAUUUGACAAUGGAGUAUUUUGGAUAGAUUAUGAUAGUUUAUGUCAUUUCUAUGAUGUAAUUUACAUGAACUGGAAUCCUCGCCUAUUCUCCCACACAUACUGUAUACACGAAACGUGGAAUGCUGGUGCUGGCCCAGUCCGAGACUUGUACAACAUUGGGGAGAACCCACAGUAUUCUCUUGAAGUGCAGUGUGCGGGGGGAACAGCAGUCUGGAUACUUCUCACCAGACACAUCACUGAAAUAGAAGACUUCCGCAAUAACAAAGAAUACAUAACGCUCCUUGUAUACAAAACUGGAGGGAAGAAGAUCUUUUAUCCCUUUGACCCUGCUCCAUAUAUUGAUGGUGUACGCAUCAACAGUCCGCAUUAUUUAUGCAAGAUGGUUCUGAAGGACGCUGGGACACACAAGUUUACACUAGUAGUAUCUCAGUAUGAGAAACACCAAACCAUACACUACUCCCUACGAGUUUAUUCUACUUGUCCCUUUUUAUUACACAAAAUCAAGAAUCUCUGCAAACAUAAACAUGAGAUCACUGGGAAGUGGAGUGGGGAGACUGCUGGUGGCUGCCCUAAUCACCCAGCAUCAUAUAAGAACAAUCCAGUUUAUCAAUUCAGAGCUGAAAGUGAUUUGAAUUGCCUCAGAAUUGAACUCAAAGCUCCUAAGGACAUUCAGAUUGGUUUUGAGGUUGUAUGUGUGGAAGCUAAGAACACGGAAGCUAGCGGAUAUUUCAGUAAGAAACAAUCAGGAGCAUACAGGUCUGGAUUUGUGGUGAUGGAGGCAUUUGAUAUUGUUUCAGGCGUUUACAAUAUCAUUCCCAGCACUUUUUACCCCAACACAGAAGCUCCCUAUUUUCUCAACCUCUUCUCCUCAGCCCCAGUCAAGCUCAAUAGACUUAGGUAAACUCCAUGAAGGGUAAGAGGUGUAGGGAAGGGAAGUAGUGUUUUUUAAUUUUUAAUUUUAUUUUAAGUUAUGGGGAUAUGUGACUUCCCAUGUGGAGAAGUCACAUACUAUGUGACUUCUAUAUGAGCAGGAUAUUUACUGUGCUGCAUGCCAAGAACAAAUUUUACUUCUGAAUAUUGUACAAUUAUUAUACAAAGGUGUGCAUUAUUUAGAUUUCUUUUUAGAUAUAAGUAUGUGAUCUUACAGCAAAAGAAAUUAACAUGGAUAGAUGGAUGUAUGAUGGAGAAAUUGAUGGAUGGAUGGAUGAGAUUUAACAGUGCUUGCAUCCCCCUCACAAACUAGGAGCAGCACCUCAUAACCUUUAAGGAUGCUAAAGAUAUCAAAGAGUAUGAUUCAUCAAAAUUAUUCAUUUUGAUGAAUCCAAAGGAAUUUCAGAAUUACAUGACCACUUGCUAAAUUGCUACCAAAAACAUAUAUUUUAUGAGACACUUAAUCCCUGGUAUGUGUGUGUGAGCCACAUCUCGUCAUAUUUCAUUUACAAGCUGCCGUGUAUCUCCGUUGUACAGUAUGUGAUGCUGCAGCCUUUACAGGCAGGUCGUCUACAAUAAAAUCAUCUCCCAACUUAGUGCUUCUCUUCAUCGGCGUCAGAAGUUCAUGCUCUCUUAAACCGAUUAGUAUUCCAAAGAAAAAACAGUUUCCCAGCCCCAGUAUAAUACAAAUAUGGACCAAUUAAUGGGGGCAAUCGAAAUGAAUUUCAUAAAGCAUUUUUUGUUUUCAUUAUAAAUACCCAGAGGUCACUGAUGAGGGCUAACCCAGGGUUCAGUAAUGAGAGCUUUGCUUUAAUUUUUUCUUAACAAAAUUUAUAAAAAAUUUAGUUGUAAACUAGUUUUUAUUUAUUAUGGUAAAGCAGUAUCUGAACUACUCAGUGUGAAAGUAUUCAGUGACCAGUGUGCUUGAGAGUGCUUCUACAUCAUCCUACAUUGCUUGAGGCUGACAGCUACAGAGGACUGUAUACUGUCUGUAUUGUUAUGUUUGCUUAUGUGUGAUAUUUUAUACUUUGGGUGCAGAGUUGUAGGGUAUUCUAUUUUUUCAGAGAAUGGUACCAUAUCUGUUUACACCCAAUUUUAAAUUUGGAAUGCAGCUUUUUAAAUCUGGAUUAUUUUUUGUUUAUUACUACUGUGAUAUCAAAUUAUUUUGAUGUAUAUUAUAGAAUGUUUCUCUUAAAUUAUAACAAAUUAUUUCUUUAUAACUUGAAAAUUCCAUCCAAAGUUUGAUGUUUUUAUAUAUUGUAUAUUAUAUCAAUGUAUUUCUGUAUAAUAAACUUCAUUUUAAGAA